AUGGAUCUCAUCAGCAUUCCUGAUGUGAUUCAGAACCCCUGCAAUAAAAUGGCUCAUCCUCUUGUGACAUACUUUUUGCAGAAGGAGAUCCAAUAUGUUUCACUAAGGAACAUCAACCUUGUUGUACAGAGGUUGGUAGUUGUACAAGGGAGGGGCCAUGAUAAGGCCGCUGAUUGGUGGAGUGUUGGAAUUUUAAUGUAUGAAAUGCUUACCGGAAAGACUUCGUUUAGAGAUGGUGGUCAUUGGGAUCCAUGUGAUCAGAAUUUCCCUGGUGCUCCAACAUUUUUUCCAGUUGUGCAAUUUGCGAGGCAGCAUCCUGGUGGGCUUGGACUUCCUGCUGUUGGCAUGGCGUUCCCUAGCUAUGUUACUCAGCCCAAUGGAAUGGGGAAUUUAGAAAUGACAUGGCUACCUAUUUUAGCUGGUGUUGUUAGGGCUUUUGGUUGCUUUACCUUAUUUCACAAUGGAUGGUGCUUAUCAUGCUAUGCCAUCUGGCCAGACCUCUGCAUUGGCUCCUACAAGGUAGAUCACACUUGCUUGGCUAAACGUUAUUCUGUAUGCUUUCAAACUUGUCUUCUUCCUGAAUUCUUUUUCUUUCUAUCAUGGCAACCUUCAAUAGUAGUUUUGGACCGGCACCUUCUUGCAAAAGAUAUCGUGUACGUGCUCUUCUGUUGCUAUUGUGGAUUCGGGAACAUCCUUGCUUACUGGUCCACUUGUAUGUACGUCACGUGA
This is a messenger RNA of Lactuca saligna, 729 nucleotides long. NCBI's taxonomy places the organism in Eukaryota, Viridiplantae, Streptophyta, Magnoliopsida, Asterales, Asteraceae. The record is from the annotation of a GenBank genome assembly.